This is a messenger RNA of Alnus glutinosa, 2010 nucleotides long. Its product is annotated as lysine histidine transporter-like 8. NCBI's taxonomy places the organism in Eukaryota, Viridiplantae, Streptophyta, Magnoliopsida, Fagales, Betulaceae. The record is from RefSeq and is a predicted model, not a curated record. The transcript is spliced from 5 exons. Bases 34 to 1611 code for a protein of 525 amino acids. Gene Ontology annotation, cellular component: plasma membrane.
ACAUCGAUCCAAAAGCUUCUCUAAUACAGUACGAUGAGAGAGGGGGUGGAAGUGAACAUAAGUCCGGCAGUAGCAAAGAGGAGGGAAGACGAGGCAGAAACUCCGGCAAUCUCGGCGCCGCCGUUUCAACUUGAGUGUCCUUCAAUGAGUCGGUCGCCACUUCUGGAUAUAGGGCGCCCAAAGACCCCUAGAAGCCCGUAUGCUUCGCGUUUGAUGACUCCAAUAGCAAGCCCCAUGAAAAAGGCGAUCACAAACAUGCAAGGUUGCUUGGAAGAAGUUGGCCACUUCACCAAGCUUGACCCACAGGACGCCUGGCUUCCCAUCACCGAGUCCAGGAACGGCAACGCCUUCUACUCAGCAUUUCAUACGCUAUGCUCGGGAAUCGGCGUUCAAGCCCUUGUUCUUCCCUUAUCUUUCACUACACUCGGCUGGACAUGGGGAAUUUUAUGUGUUUCGGUGGCUUUUAUAUGGCAGAUGUACACUCUGUGGUUACUGGUUCAGCUACAUGAAUCGGAGUCCGGGGCGCGCUACAGCAGAUAUCUCCGCCUUUCCAUGGCGGCUUUUGGUGAGAAGCGAGGAAAACUGUUUGCACUACUUCCGACGAUGUAUUUAUCAGGCGGCACAUGUGUGACCCUAAUCAUGAUCGGAGGUACGACCAUGAAAAUAUUUUUCCAAACCGUUUGUGGGGCAACAUGCGACGUAAACCCACUAACAACGUUGGAGUGGUACGUAGUUUUCACUUGCUGCAGCAUCGUUCUGGCACAGCUUCCCAACCUGAAUUCAAUCGCCGGAGUUUCCCUGAUCGGAGCAAUUACUGCCAUAAGCUACUGCACACUGAUAUGGGUAGUCUCUAUAAGCAAAAGUAGGCCCAUGGGUGUCUCCUAUGACCCACUGGAGGCAAAAUCUGAUACAGAAAGGCUUUUCAGUAUUUUCAAUGCGCUUGGGAUUAUCGGCUUCGCUUUCAGAGGCCACAAUCUUGUUCUUGAAAUACAGGGGACCAUGCCUUCGAGCUUAAAGCGCCCAUCCCGUGUUCCAAUGUGGAGAGGAGUGAAGUAUGCAUAUCUAAUCAUCGCAAUGUGUUUGUUUCCCAUUGCAAUUGGCGGCUAUUGGGCUUAUGGCAAUUUAAUACCUAAUGGAGGGAUGCUAGAUGCUUUGCACAAAUACCACGCACAUGACACACCAAGAUUUCUCUUAGGAUUAACAAGCUUGCUUGUGGUGCUCAACAGUCUAAGCUCAUUCCAAAUAUAUGCAAUGCCAGUAUUUGACAAUCUGGAGUUGAGAUAUACAAGCAAGAUGAACAAACCCUGUCCAUGGUGGCUUCGCUCGGGGAUUCGAGCCGCCUUUGGAUGUCUUGCAUUUUUCAUAGCAGUGGCACUACCAUUCUUGCCAAGCUUGGCAGGAUUGAUCGGAGGGAUAGCGCUGCCAAUCACCUUAGCAUACCCCUGUUUCAUGUGGGUGCUAAUCAAGAAACCCCAGAAAUAUAGUAGAUUUUGGUACCUCAAUUUGGUAUUGGGAGCUUUGGGAAUGGUUGUCAGCAUUCUUGUUGUCACUGGAGCAAUUUGGAGCAUAGUGACCAUAGGGAUAAAGAUCCACUUUUUCAAGCCCCAAUAAGUCGUAGAGUAAUGCUAAAAACCACACUUUUAUUUCACUUCUAUCCCGCUUUGCUGACGUGACAGUGCCAAUAAUCAAUUGUUAUAUAAAAUAAAAAAUCAAUGGUUGAUUGACAUUGUUACGUCAACAAAGGUAGAAUAAUGGUGAGAUAAAACUUAAAAGUGUAGUUUCUAACAUUACUCUAAAUAGUGACAAGAAGAAAGCAAAUCGCCCUUAAUCUUGGGUUUCCAAAUUGACCUGUUGACCUCAAAGGAAGCCAGGUAAGGUCCCAACAUUUGUGUAUAAGCAACAAUAGCAUGUCUGUCUACUUUCUGAGAUGAUUUGUAAACCCAUCUAGCCCUUGCUUACUUGUCAAGUAAUUAACCAUGCAUACAAGUGUUUGGUUUAUUAUUACCGCAA